Molecule: messenger RNA, 784 nt
Organism: Armigeres subalbatus
Lineage: Eukaryota; Metazoa; Arthropoda; Insecta; Diptera; Culicidae
Exons: 2
Coding region: 16-537 (173 amino acids)
Source: RefSeq, a predicted model, not a curated record
GUUACACCUUUUGAAAUGCUGGUGGGCUGGAAAUGUAGAGGUACAUUUCCGUGCCUCUGGAGUAGCAAUGCAUCGGAGACGCUGGACCGUACAGACGUAAGAGAAAAGGACGCAACUUCUAAACUGGAAAGCAAGAAAUACGCAGACGCUAAACGAGGAGCCAAAUAUUCGGAUAUAGCUGUUGGAGAUAGAGUACUCAUAACGCAGCCUAAAAAGCAUAAAUCAGACCCAACAUUUUCUGCAGACAGGUUUACUGUCAUAGCUAGAGAGGGCGCCAAGGUGGUUGUAAGAAGCGACCGGGGUGUACAAUACGCUCGCAACAUACAAGACGUUAAACAGGUACCCGCAGAACUGGAAGCAGAGUCAGAGGAAAUGAUAAUCGAGCAAAAUGAUGAAGACCAUGUUCGUACACCAUCCCAAGCACAGCAAAUCCAAGAUAAUAAUGAACAUAAUGAAACAGCGACAACACGCCCCCAUAGAAUUAUUAAGAAACCUAAUAGAUUUAAGGAUAUGAUACUUUUCACAAUUUUUGAGUAAGGAGUAGGGGAAAGGGGUAUUGUAGGAGAAUGAGCAGAUACGUUCAACGAAAAUAUACAUAUAUCUAAAGAAACAAUAAACACUCAAAUUAUAAAUUCAUAUAACAAUAUUACGAAAUAUAGAAGUGGAAUUUCAGAUACAAAAAACAAAUGAAUAAAGAAUUUGCAUACAAUAUUGAGACAAAACAGAUAAUAUUCUUAUUAUACCAGAAAGGCAAAUGACAAGUUGGAUAAUAAGUUGUGAGAUA